Oncorhynchus masou masou (cherry salmon) is the source of this 1870-nucleotide messenger RNA. RefSeq names its product immunoglobulin-like domain-containing receptor 1. Gene Ontology annotation, cellular component: plasma membrane. Lineage: Eukaryota; Metazoa; Chordata; Actinopteri; Salmoniformes; Salmonidae. The coding region runs from base 144 to 1784 and encodes 546 amino acids. The record is from RefSeq and is a predicted model, not a curated record. The transcript is spliced from 7 exons. Gene Ontology annotation, molecular function: high-density lipoprotein particle receptor activity.
AACCAAAUUCCCGAAAGGUGUCGGACAAGGAAGGAGCCGUGUUCAAGACAAGACACAAGACAAUGGGGAGUCUGUUUAGGAGGAUAAUUUAGGUCCUUUUUUUUAUAGGACAUAAAUUGGACGAUAUAAUAUUUAUUAGUUUAAUGGAUCAAUCAACGAUGAGGAGGUUGAUUCUGGCCGCGUUCGUCCUCUCUUCCCUACCGACAGAGGUGCAGAGCGUCCAGGUGAAUGUUCCUCAGACAGAGAGGAGUACAGCUCUGUUUGCCUCCGUCAUCCUGAAGUGUGAUUACUCCACCUCCGCUAACCAGCAGGAUGUCCAGGUCACCUGGCGAUACAAGUCCUUCUGCAAGGACCCCAUCCUGGAGUAUUACUCCCAAGCGUACCAGAAUGCUCUGCAGCUGGGUCAGGACCCGGCCAAUGACUGCCCAGACCGCCAGCGCACGGUGAGGAUCAUCGUCCAGAAGAGAGGCUCCAACGAGGCCAUACUGGGCACAGAGUACCGGGAACGCAAGAUCUCCGUCCAGAACAAGGCUGACCUGGUGAUCAAUGAGAUCAUGUGGUGGGACAACGGAGUUUACUACUGUUCUGUGGAAGCCACGGGAGACACCAGCGGCGGUUUGGAUGGCGUGAUCAAACUCAUGGUCUACAACUGGCUGACGGUGCUGUUCAUAGUGAUUGGAGCUCUGCUCCUCAUCCUGCUCUUCUGUAUCUGCUGCUGCCAGUGUUGUCCUCAGAGGUGCUGCUGCUACGUCCGCUGUCCCUGCUGCCCACAGACGUGCUGCUGUCCUGAGAAAGCGGUGAUGCAGCACAGGAUGAUGAAGGAUGCCCAGAGGGCCAUGGGUCCCCGGAUGGGAGGACAGCCCAUCUACAGCCCCAUGAGCCACGGAUCCUCACAGAUGAACCCUCUGCUGUAUGCAGGCUCCCAAUCAGGGAAGAGCAUUGCCAUGGCCCCCAUGCCCCUCCCCCCUCCCCCAUCUGGCUACAACAUGCCCCCCAGUGUCCACGCUGCCAGCAUCUACGGCAACCAACAUCCCGGCAACAAGCAGAUGCUGGACUACCUGGAGAGCCAGGUGAGGGGCAUGGAUGGGACCAGCCCCAUGAUGCAGCCCCAACCCCACCACCAGCAUCUCCAGAUGAUACCCCCUCCCCCUCAGCACAUGAUGCCCCAGCACGUCCCCUUCUCAGCGGGUCCUCCCAGCAUGCUCUCUGGCCUGGGCGACGGGGCCGUGGACUACCGGGGGGUCAUCCAGAUGCCUCCCAUCGUAGAGCAGCCUGGACGAGGAGAUCGGAGAGGGAGCCAGCCGCCGCUUGCUCCUAAAACACGUCCACCCAGCUCCAGAGGAAGCAGCCGCAGCGAGAGUCGCGUCACCAAUCACCGUGACGACCGCAGCGAAGCCAGCGUGCGCCGUUACCCGUCGCCGUCAAGGAGCCGUGGCAUGCCAAGGAGCUACAGUGAAGACUUUCUGGACGGGGAGAGCCGGGGGGCGCGGGGUCGAAUGGGUUCACGUGACGACCUCAGCGACAGGGUCCCUCGAUCCCGCUCCAGAGACGACCUGUUCGAGGAGCAGCGUCGCGCCCCGCCUCCCAGCAACUACUCCCGCUCCCGCAGAGGGUCGUUCAGUUCAGAUGAGGAUGAAAACAGCAGGAGAGGAGAGGGCAGAGGUCACAGAAGAGGAGGAGGAGGAGAGAUGUAUUCAGACAUUCCGCCCAGCUAUUCUGAAUACGAGCCGGGACAGAAACCACCAAGGAGGAAUGAGCGAUACUCUGUUAAAACUCUGCUUUAGUUUGUACACUGAAUACACACACACACACACACACACACACACACACACACACACACACACACACACACACACACACACACACACAC